This is a messenger RNA of Seriola dumerili (greater amberjack), 2454 nucleotides long. It is a transcript of the gene slc6a14, whose product is annotated as sodium- and chloride-dependent neutral and basic amino acid transporter B(0+)-like. The coding region runs from base 1 to 1875 and encodes 624 amino acids. The transcript has 15 exons. The record is from RefSeq and is a predicted model, not a curated record. Gene Ontology annotation, molecular function: L-proline transmembrane transporter activity. Gene Ontology annotation, cellular component: membrane. Lineage: Eukaryota; Metazoa; Chordata; Actinopteri; Carangiformes; Carangidae. Gene Ontology annotation, biological process: sodium ion transmembrane transport.
AUGAGGAAAUACGGCUGGAACAGUUUCAAGGAUUUAAUUUUCAGAAAUCCCGCAGUUGUCGACCAGGAUCCACACGUGGAUAAUGGGGAUGAGAACCCUGAACGUGGGAACUGGACAAGCAAAAGGGAGUACAUCCUCUCUACAAUCGGCUAUGCCGUUGGACUGGGAAAUAUCUGGAGAUUUCCAUAUUUGGCCUACAAGAAUGGAGGGGGUGCCUUUCUCAUCCCCUAUUUUGUGAUGUUGGUGGUGACUGGAAUUCCACUUUUCUUCCUGGAAAGUGCCUUUGGUCAAUUCUGCAGCCAAGGUCCAAUUAACACAUGGAGAGCAGUGCCUUUAUUGCAGGGUGUUGGCAUUGCCAUGGUUAUGGUGACUCUAAUAGUAUCAAUUUACUAUAACAUCAUCAUCGCCUACAGCUUGUACUACAUGUUCGCCUCCUUCCAGUUUCCUCUGCCGUGGUCCAGAUGCUUCAGCAGUGUUGACCGUAACUGCAGCGACACGCCAAUAGUGGCCAACUGGACUGAGGAAAACAUCACUGAUCCUUCAACUGACAUGGUCUCAGUUUCAGUGCAGAGUCCAAGUGAACAGUACUGGGAUCUCGUGGCUCUGCAGAGAUCCAGUGGUCUAGAUGAAACAGGACCAAUAGUUUGGCACUUGGCCCUCUGUCUGCUGCUGAGCUCCAUACUUGUUUCUGCAGCGCUCAUCAGAGGCAUCAAGUCAUCGGGAAAAGUUGUGUAUUUCACAGCCACAUUUCCUUAUGUGGUGAUAAUAAUCCUGCUGAUCAGAGGUGUGACACUAGAGGGAGCUAGAGAUGGGAUAGAGUUCUACAUUGGUUCCCAGUCUAAUCUGACUAAACUGACUGAAGCAGAGGUUUGGAAAGAUGCAGCAACUCAGACUUUCUACUCUCUCUCUAUUGGCUGGGGUGGAGUCAUGACUCUUGCUUCCUAUAACAACUUCCACAACAAUGUGUUCAAGGACUCAUUUGUAGUAACACUUACUAAUGCAGGCACCAGUGUGUUUGCAGGCUUUGCCAUAUUUUCAAUUUUGGGCCACAUGGCUCACAUCUACAAAAUGCCAGUUGGACAAGUUGUAAAGGAAGGGUUUGGCCUGGCAUUCAUUGCAUAUCCAGAUGCUUUGUCUAAGCUUCCCAUUUCCCCUCUGUGGUCCAUUUUGUUCUUCUUCAUGCUUCUGACUGUUGGUCUGGACUCCCAGUUUGCAGGAAUAGAGGUGAUCUCCACCUGCCUGUUAGAUGCUUUCCCAAACGUCUUCAAAUCCAAGCGUGCCUUACUGAACGUAACGACAUGUGCCAUCCUCUAUCUCCUUGGCCUACCGUGUGUCACACAGGCAGGAAUAUACUGGGUAACUCUAAUCGACCAAUUUGUUGCAAGCUGGGUGCUGCUAAUUUUGGUCCUCUUGGAGAUCAUUGGUGUCUGCUACAUAUAUGGAGGGAACCGUUUCAUUAAAGACAUUGAGAUGAUGCUUGGACAUAAGAGUUUCACUUUCUGGUUAUGGUGGAGAGCAUGUUGGUUCUUCAUCAGCCCCUGCAUCAUAGUGGUGAUCCUGAUCUGGUCUCUGAUGACAUUUACACCACCCCACUUUGGAGGAGUCCAGUUCCCAGUCUGGGGCUUGGCUCUGGGCUGGUGCAUGGUUGUAUUCAUCCUAUUCUGGAUCCCUGUUGUUGCUUUGUAUAAGCUGAUGAGAACAAAGGGAAACCCAUGGAAGCGUCUGAAGUCAUUGUGUUCUCCAUCCGAAGAAUGGCAUCCCUACCUGGAUGUCCAUCGAGGACAACGCUACUCAGAAGAACGCUGCCGCCACAGGAAGAAACACACAAACAGACCAGAAGUAAAUGUAGAUGUAAUCACUAGCUCAUGGCUCUGAUGUGUCUUUUUGUCGUGUUUACUUGUCAAUUUCUUUCCUUUGGUGGAGCAGUGUUACUCGGUGAACACCUUGUACUGAAAGUUAAAGCUGCUUUGAUGAAUUUUUUACCUCCGGGAGGCAGAGAGAAACUCAAAUGCGAACCCAUUACAGAUACAAAUAUCUAAUGGCUGAUGUGAUCGAUCAGUCGCCUAUGGUUCCAGCAGAACCAUGCCAACGUGUGCAUCUUUUUGUAAUCAUCUUCCUUUGGUUUGGCCCACUCUCUUCAGGGAGAAAUAUACAUUACCUGUCGGGACAGGUAGUAUGCAACAAAGUAACGUGAGGUUGUGUGUUUACAGUGAAAGAUGGAUGCUUUCAUGUUAAAGGGAAUCAUUUGAUUCAAUUUAUUUACCAAAAAUAUUACAUAAUGGGGCUUUAGAUUCAGGUAGUGUUUCUUAUUUCUUCAGUGAUCCAUGGGGUUUUUUAUUAAUUCAAUCUUUCAUCCAUAAUGUUUAAUUUUCUAUCAGUAGACAACUUGUGUUUCAAUAACCAUGCUUGUCUUUCAAUAUCAAGUGCAGUUUCUUGUUAAUUAACUAAAUGCUC